UCCCAGAAUUUCACUAUUUUUAUUAUUAUUAUAAUAUUAUUCUCUCACGUAAUGGCGUCUUCAGCUCAAGUGCCUAACCUCUUCGGCGGCGCCACCUCAGCUCCGCCGCCAACUCCGGCGGCGCACCAUGACAACAUCAUGUCCUCAUCCGACGCCGCCGAUGCGCUCUCGCGCCUCCUCCAGCGCCUCCCGCCCACGCUCUCCCUCCCCACGCGCCUCCCCUCGCCUUCCUCCGCAGCCGCCACGUGUCCUCCCUGCCUCUCCCUUAACGACGUCCUCUCCUGCGUUUCCAAACUCGGUUACGCGCAACUCACCGAUCACUCAGUCCCCUCCGAACUCGCCAACUCGGCCGAGUCAGAAGCGCUGGCACUAUUCGACCUUUCGCAAGACCAGAAGCAGUCCUUGUUCCCCAAAAACUGGCCUCUUGGCUACGGAAACGAUGAAGAUGAAGACGAAGACGGGGUCGCCGACUCGUUCCGCUUCGACUCGGCGUGCUCGACCGAGUCGAGCGAGUUGGCACUCUUUUCCCUGCGCAAGUUCGCGCGUGAACUGGAGAAGCUGGGUUUAAUGAUCGUUGAUGAGUUAACAAAAGACUUGGGGUGUGAGAACCCGCUGGGUGAUGACCCGACCAGGGUAUGUUCGGUUAUGUGGGUUUCGGAGUCUCUGCCCGGAAACAAAUCGGGUGGGUUUUACCCGUUUGUAAUCGGGCUGCAGUACCAGAUAAGGAAUCAGAAAUACUCAUUGCUGUCGGAUUCGGGAUGGGUUUCUGUGCUGCCACACGUGGACUCCAUUUUGGUCACUUUUGGUGACAUUGCUCAGGUGUGGAGCAAUGGCAAGUUAAAGAAAGUGAGAGGUAGACCAAUGGCUACAGUGGGAGAUGAAAAUGGUUCGCGCUGCAUAACAAUGUCAUUGCUGAUAACUCUUCCUACAGAUAGCAGAGUGGCUCCACUCCUUCCCAAGGUAACAUGCAACAAGGACCAAAAGGAAGAAGAAAUUGAAGGAGAAGAAGAAGAAAACAAUGAUGGUGGUGAUGAAGAACUAGAGAAGAGGGUGUUCAACUCUUUUGACUUUGAGGACUAUGCUUGGAGAGUUUACCAUGAACGCAUCCUUUUCAAAGAUCCAUUGGAUAGGUACCGUGUUGUUUGAUCUUCUCAGCCAUCUAUGUUUUGUGUGAGAGAUUCAUUAAUUUGUCAUGCUAGUGUUAGUCUAGUAAGGUUUGAAUUUUGGAUGAGUGAAAGUGAAAGGGAAAAAUGAGAGGACCACAAUAAUGAGAUGUAUAUCAUAUGCUCCAUUUAUUUAUUGGAUUGAUUUUGAAGUUAGAGAAGUGUCACUUAGACACUUAUUUUUUACUUUAGCUUUCAAUCAGGAAUUCAGAGUUUGUGUCAGUUACUCUAGGGACUGGGGUCCAACUCUGCCAUGCCGAUAUUGACGGGACAGUACAGUGGCUUCAAUUAUAUAUCUUUCAAUGAAGUAUCAUUAAAUAUUGAAUAUCGUAA
Messenger RNA from Glycine soja, 1496 nucleotides. RefSeq names its product 1-aminocyclopropane-1-carboxylate oxidase 2-like. The record is from RefSeq and is a predicted model, not a curated record. The transcript has 2 exons. NCBI's taxonomy places the organism in Eukaryota, Viridiplantae, Streptophyta, Magnoliopsida, Fabales, Fabaceae. The coding region runs from base 52 to 1146 and encodes 364 amino acids.